Messenger RNA from Pestalotiopsis fici W106-1, 1719 nucleotides. RefSeq lists its product as uncharacterized. Lineage: Eukaryota; Fungi; Ascomycota; Sordariomycetes; Amphisphaeriales; Sporocadaceae. Gene Ontology annotation, biological process: sulfate assimilation; siroheme biosynthetic process. The transcript has a single exon. Gene Ontology annotation, molecular function: uroporphyrin-III C-methyltransferase activity. Bases 1 to 1719 code for a protein of 572 amino acids. The record is from RefSeq and is a predicted model, not a curated record.
AUGUCGUCUCAGCAUAUCUCUCUCCUCACAGCGACCGACGCCCGAUCCCAUAUACAUCUCGUUGUUGGCUCGAACCCACUGGCUGCGGCCCGCUGCACUCAGUCGCUGAGCGUAGGCGCAUUACCAAUACUGCUCGCUCCCGAAACAGCAGAGCUGCACUAUACUCUACAGAAACUCAUUGAUGAUGGCAAAUUGAAACGGAUCAGCAGAACGUUCGAGGACGGCGAUCUCCUCUCACUGGGCAGAGAAGAAGUAAGCCAUGUUGUGGAUGCUGUCUUUGUAACCUCUGCACCUCGCGACUCCCAAAGCGCACACAUUGCGACCUUGUGCAAGCGACAUCGCAUCCCCGUCAACGUCGUUGACUCGCCCCAACUCUCGAGCUUCAGCCUCCUGUCUUCGCAUACGGACGGUCCGCUACAGAUUGGUGUUACUACGAAUGGGCGUGGAUGCAAGUUGGCAUCAAGGAUACGUCGCGAAAUUGCUGCGUCCUUGCCACCAGACUUGGGCUUGGCCUGCGUGCGACUCGGCGAUGUGAGGCGCAAGAUACACGAGGAGGACCAACUGCUACAUAACUCACUGGCAGACGGUGAAGACUUGGACGAUUCUACAGAUCAGUCUGCAUCGUUCAACAAGCUGGUCACAGAGGCGGAUCUGGAUGCUGCCAAGAACCGACGCAUGCGCUGGUUGAGUCAAAUCUGCGAAUACUGGCCCCUGAAACGCCUUGCUGCUGUCAGCGACGACGAUGUAGACGCCAUAUUGAAAUCGUAUCCAGGAACAAUUGGAGCGCCAGAAUCCGUUGGCAAGCCUGCGGCUCCCGUGGAUCUCGCCUCGCGAGGUCGCGUUAUCCUCGCCGGUUCCGGUCCUGGACACCCGGAUCUCUUGACCCAAGCUACACACAAAGCGAUCCAAUCUGCAGACUUGAUCCUUGCAGACAAGCUUGUGCCAUCGGGCGUCCUUGACUUGAUUCCCCGCCGCACCCCAGUGCAAAUCGCGCGCAAGUUUCCAGGCAAUGCCGAUGCUGCUCAGGAGGAGCUUCUGGAGAUGGCUCUGACAGGUCUACAAGAGGGCAAGACUGUCCUGAGGUUGAAGCAGGGAGAUCCGUACAUUUACGGGCGAGGUGGUGAGGAGCUUGCCUUUUUCCGCAAGCACGGUCUGGGCGAUCGGGUGGUUGUCCUUCCGGGAAUCACCAGCUCGCUGUCUGCGCCUCUGUUUGCCGGGAUACCACCCACCCAGCGCGAUGUGGCGGACCAGGUGCUCAUAUGCACAGGCACUGGAAAGAAGGGCAAGGCUCCGGCCCCGCCAGAAUAUGUUGCAAGUCGUACUGUCGUAUUCCUCAUGGCGCUGCAUCGUAUCUCGGGGUUGGUGCAGGAAUUGACCCAGUACACGGAAGCCGAGACGUCGUUGCCCACUGGCGGAUCCGAUGACGAGUCGAAAUCUGUACGACCAUCUAGGGCACUCUGGCCGCUGAGCACGCCAUGUGCAGUCAUCGAACGUGCGAGCUGUCCCGACCAGAGAGUCAUCAGGACAACCCUGGGUAGCGUGGUGGAGGCCAUUGAGCAGGAAGGCAGCCGGCCGCCAGGCCUUUUGGUUGUCGGCAACGCCUGCGAAGCCUUGUACACGAGGGAAAAGGGCCGGAGCUGGCUUGUUGAGGACGGCUUUCGAGGACUUGAUUUGGGCGACCAAUUGAGCCUAGGACUGUUGGGAGCAGUUGCAGCAUGA